Exophiala dermatitidis NIH/UT8656 is the source of this 1448-nucleotide messenger RNA. RefSeq lists its product as uncharacterized. The record is from RefSeq and is a predicted model, not a curated record. NCBI's taxonomy places the organism in Eukaryota, Fungi, Ascomycota, Eurotiomycetes, Chaetothyriales, Herpotrichiellaceae. The transcript has 2 exons. The coding region runs from base 1 to 1356 and encodes 451 amino acids.
AUGUCCAACUCGGCCAACGUUGACGAUGACGACGAAUACAUUGCCAAACUUCUCGCCGAAGAUGCGCGCAAGAGUUCCCUGAGAUAUGCUUCCGCAGGGACAUAUGGACUGACGCCGAGAAGACCACCCAAUGCAGGCCCGAAACCCAAUACACGAUUCCUGAAAACGCUUGUCCGCGAAGUCGAUAGUCACAAUGCGGCGCUUAAGAAGAAGGAAGAACUUGAGGCUCGGAUGCGUCUGAGGAGAUUGCAAGAAGGUCCAGGUCGUGAUACAGACAAAUCCAACUCUACUGGCGGCGGCGACGAUGACAGCCAUUCGCGACGUAGGCAUCAACAUCAUCAUCGUCGCAAGUCGUCUGGUGAACGGUACCGACGACGCACGAGUCCUGACGGAGCAGAAGACCACGACCGGAGACGGAGACAUCGACACUCUCGACACGAAGACGACAAGCGUGAGCGGAACAGGAGAAGGAGUCGGAGUCCUGCUGAUCGUGACCGUGAUCAUGACCUCGACGACGAACGAGAGCAUGGACAUGGGCACUCCCAUGCACGUCGGCGGACAAGGAGGAGACAUGGUGAUGAUGAGUCGCCGGAUGAUGGCUCCAGACAGAGAAGGAGGAGGAGGACAUCUCCGUCGCGGUCUGUCAGUCGAGAAAGAGCAGAUACCCACCACAAAAAAGGGCCGGCACAACUCGAGUCUACUGAGAAAGACCACCAGAACCAUGAACGACAUCUCCGUCCCAAUCCAAGCCAUUCUGAAAAUACACAUCAAGAGGGGUGUAGUAGAGAAAAGAAGACGAUAACAGAUACAGAUACACCUCAACACCAACGACGACACCGCCAUCGACGGCGGAGCACCUCAUCCAAUUCAUCCAGUUCAUCCACAUCCACAUCUUCCGAUCCUCUAUCUUCUCUCAUCGGCCCACUCCCUCGAUCAAAGGACGACACCAGCAACAGCAUCACCAGACGCGGCCGCGGUUUCACGCGCCACCAACGACAUCCACCAACCUCGAAUAUUGACGCCCAUUUCUCAACUGGCUACGACCCCACGCAGGACGUGGAUGUGGGUGGUCCCUACGAGUCGCCCCCAGACGAUCCGAACCAGGAGAACGGUGCUGACGACUGGGACAACGCCCUUGAAGCUCUUCGUGACCGUCGUGCCUGGCAGGCCAAGCAGGCGGACCGGAUGCGCGAAGCUGGGUUCGACGACGACGAAAUUGAGAGAUGGAAAGCUUCUGCGUCUACACGUACGGGAACAGGAGAUGCAGAUCUCGACCUCGACAUCCGACAUGUAAAGUGGCGCAAGAAGGGCGAGGGCCGCGAAUGGGAUGCUGGGAAGGUCCAAGACCAAGACUGACUGACUGACUGACUGACUGACUGACUGACUGACUGAGUAAUGACCUCGACUCGGAGUUACGAUUCGAUCCGACAACUGGUGGUUGAACUAGG